AUGCGCCUACUUCUGCAGAAAUAUCUUGUCACGGAGAAGAAUCGUGUUGCACUUAGACCAUACAUACAUUCAAUACCUCAGAAAGGCAUUUUGAGAAAAGAGCGGGUAUUGUCUCCAAAUUCAUCUGUCGGUGUCCUAUUACAGGACAAAUUUGACAAAAUUGUGUGGUUGGGUGGAUGUGGUGGUGGGAUCCUAUUUUCUCCAAAGCCCUCAUCUUCGAUUUGCAAGAAAAGUGAAUGGAUUCACGAACCGAGCCUUCCAUGA
This is a messenger RNA of Sphenostylis stenocarpa, 264 nucleotides long. The record is from the annotation of a GenBank genome assembly. NCBI's taxonomy places the organism in Eukaryota, Viridiplantae, Streptophyta, Magnoliopsida, Fabales, Fabaceae.